AUCCUGCCCAGAUGCAUAAAACCCAUUACAAAAGCAAAAAUAAACUGUAUUUCCUGUUUUAUUAAAUCACUUCCCCAAUGUGUGAGUUUCACUUCUUUGUCUUGUACAGUUCAAUAAAUCUGCUCAGCCUCCCUGCAGCAUGAGACACCUGACUACCUGCUCCCUGACCCUCCUGCUGCUGCCAUCGCUGAUCCAGGGUCAGAUGUUAGACCCCGAUGAUGGGAGGCCGUCGUGCGAUCACUGCGACCUCCACCUCUCCUGUAACUGCUCCUUCAGCGGAUUCACCCGUGUUCCCACGGUAACAGACCAAGCUCUGAGCCUCGACCUCUCCUUCAACAACAUCACAAUGGUGACCCAAGAUGAUCUGAUGGGACACUCACGACUGAGGGCUUUGGACCUCCAUGGUAACAGACUAGCUGUGAUCCAUCCAUCAGCGUUCGACUCUCUGUGGAGCCUGGAGGAGCUGGAUCUUUCUGGCAACCUGCUGACAACUCUCAACCACAACUGGUUCAGUAAGCUGGAGGUUCUGCAGCAGCUCAACCUGCUUGACAACCCGUACAGAUGCCUCAGUCAUCUCAGCUCUUCGUUGUUUCAAGGACUCGUCAGACUGAGAAGGCUGAAGUUUGGGGGUUCAGAUCUGAAGGAGCUGAGGACUGGAGAUCUGUUGGGUGUCACCGAGCUGGAGGAUCUCACUGUGCAUGCCAACAACCUGGCCAGGUAUGACUCUGGCACAUUAGGAGACAUUUGGCCUCUGGGUCGUGUUACCUUAAGCCUCCACGGCCCGUUCCUAACCAAUGUGGCCGUGGCUGCAGCUGUGCUCGCUGACAUAUCGUACCCUGAGACUCCGAUUACUCUAGAGGACCUCCAUCUGGUUGGCAAUCAGUCAGUCCAGCCCUUCAGAGAGUCGGCCAAGAGGAGGAUCAGGCAUCUUUCUUUCCGCAAUUUUUCUGUGUCUGACGAGUCGAUUGUCGACCUACUGGUGGUUUUGGAUGGAGUCCCGCUCUCUCUCGUUUCUUUUGAAGAUGUCACGCUGAAUGGCGAGGGCAGGUGGGAGAAAGCCAGUUGGACCGAUCACAAAAACAUUGACCAGUUCUUUCUAAGAAAUGUUGUGGUGCUAGAUGUCUUCAAGUUCACCUCAUUGGUAAAGCUAAAGUUUCUUCUGCAAUAUCCAAGGACGGUGUCAGUCACAAACGCUGGGGUGUUUGUGAUUCCAUGUGAGACUUCCAGACUACUGGUAAAUCUGCAGUACCUAGACUUGUCCAGCAAUCUACUGACUGAUCUGACUUUGGCAGAAUCACUUUGUCAUGGAGAGAAAACACUUGAAGAACUCAGAGUUUUAAACAUCAGUGGAAACCCUCUAAAGUCUUUGUCCACGAUCAACCAACUGGUGGCCAAACUGAAACUGACCCACCUGGACAUCAGCAGAACCGGCUACAGCUCGAUGCCCUCAAGUUGCUCCUGGCCUUCUACUUUGAAAUACCUCAACAUCUCCAGAGCUAAGCUAAGAUCCAUCACGGACUGUCUACCAACAUCACUUGAGGUGCUGGAUCUAAGCUACAAUGAUCUCAAAAGCUUCUCCCGGGGCUUACCUUUGCUGAGAGAACUGUACCUGUCAGGAAACAAGUUCUUAAGGUUACCUGCUGGACAGAGCUUCCCCAAUCUACAAACUCUUACAAUGCAGUUUAACACCCUGAACGUGUUCAGCCUCCCAGACCUCCGGUCAUACAGACGACUCGAGAACCUCCAAGCAGGUUACAACAAGUUCAUCUGCACCUGUGAUUUUGUAAACUUUCUACAGUCCCAGCUAAAAGGAGGAGGAGACGUCAAGUUAACAGACAGAGAGGACGGCUAUGUCUGCGACUCCCCUUUCCAUCUGAAGGGAGAGGCAGUGAGUCAGGUCCGCCUCUCUGUCCGUGAUUGCCACCAGGUUUUGUUUAUCUCUUUGUGCUGCGGGGUUUUCCUUUUUAUUGGAGUGCUGCUAUGUGUUCUGCUCUGGCGACUCCACACCUUCUGGUACCUAAAGAUGACCUGGGCGUGGCUCAAGGCCAAGCGAUGUUCCCAGAAGCAACGGAAAGACACCGUGGAGUCAGAGGGGUUGCUUUCCUUUGAUGCUUUCGUUUCAUAUAGUGAAAGGGAUUCUUCCUGGGUGGAAAACUUCUUGGUACCGGAGCUGGAAGAACCAACUGAGGAUAGUUCCAGGAGUCCCAGUUUCUCUCGGCCGAUGUCCUUAUGCCUCCACAAGCGUGACUUCCUUCCGGGAUACCCGAUUAUGGACAACAUCAUGAGCGCCAUUGAGCACAGCCGACGGACUAUCUUUAUCCUCUCUGAGAACUUUGUCCAGUCCGACUGGUGCCGCUAUGAGCUGGACUUCUCCCACUUCUGGCUCUUUGACGUCGGUGGAGACGCUGCCAUCUUGAUCCUGCUCGAACCGCUUCCCAAGGAUAACGUACCCAAACGUUUCUACAAACUGCGCAAACUCAUGAGCUCCACCACCUACCUGGAGUGGCCUCAGGAGGAGGACAGGAGGCCAGAGUUCUGGAGGAGUCUACGCAACGCUCUGAAAAGAGACAGUGACUGAAAAGAAAAGAGUUGGAAAGGAUAGAGGGAGGGAGAGAAAAACAUUUUUUGAGUGUAGAUUCAAACAAAGAACAAUAAGAAAGUAAAGGAACAAAUUUUGACAUACAGAAAAAUUUGGUUGAAUAAACAGGGCAAAAUAUCUUGCCGUUUAGCUGAGCAAUAGACUGGACUGGACACACAACUGUGAAGUCGUCUACAAGAAGGAACCAAGCAGACCGUACUUCCUGAGGAAGCUCAGGCCUUUCAGGUUAUGCAGCGACAUGCUGCAGAUCUUCAAUAAGUCUGUGGUGGAGAGAGUGGUCUUUUCAAUCAUCCUCUGCUAGGGUAGAAACAUCAGAGCCAGUGACUUAAAAAA
Messenger RNA from Fundulus heteroclitus (mummichog), 2932 nucleotides. RefSeq names its product toll-like receptor 2. Bases 140 to 2578 code for a protein of 812 amino acids. Lineage: Eukaryota; Metazoa; Chordata; Actinopteri; Cyprinodontiformes; Fundulidae. The transcript has 11 exons. Gene Ontology annotation, cellular component: membrane. Gene Ontology annotation, molecular function: triacyl lipopeptide binding; protein binding; transmembrane signaling receptor activity. Gene Ontology annotation, biological process: immune response; toll-like receptor signaling pathway; inflammatory response. The record is from RefSeq and is a predicted model, not a curated record.